This is a messenger RNA of Aspergillus nidulans FGSC A4, 195 nucleotides long. RefSeq lists its product as uncharacterized. The coding region runs from base 1 to 195 and encodes 64 amino acids. The record is from RefSeq and is a predicted model, not a curated record. The transcript has 4 exons. NCBI's taxonomy places the organism in Eukaryota, Fungi, Ascomycota, Eurotiomycetes, Eurotiales, Aspergillaceae.
AUGUAUGGACACACGUUUGUUUUUGAGCACUCGGAUCUGGGAACAGUGCCUGAUUAUGAACUAUCACUAUUCUUUGACGCAAACCCUUGGUUGAAGCCCUACGAGUGGAUGAUGAGUUUCAAGAACAUGGUCUCCAAGUUGUCGUCCGAAUCUACAGCAUCAAGUCGCGAAUUCUAUCUGCGUGAUUGGUUCUGA